GGUAACGAAAAUGCGCCAAACGACCCGAUCCAUACGGCGGGCGAUGGUGAAGCCGUUUCUCGUCUAGACAUUGAGAAACUUGUGGCUGAGACAGUGGCGAAAACAUUGCCACUUGCCUUAUCAAGUGUCCUAGCUGCAGGGGGCUUAAAAUCAUCGGGUGUAAUAACACCUACACAAAGUAUAGAACCUGCAGCCACUGACCAGGUUCAAACACAGCCUGGCCCAUCCCGAGGGGAUCGCUUUUACACCACUGAAUCAAAGGUUGAACUCCCUGAUGAUUUGAGAGAACUAACCACUCAAGCCUUUUCAAAAUCCCUACAGAAGGAUCGAAACAUGGCAAGGUCUCCUUGA
Paramuricea clavata is the source of this 351-nucleotide messenger RNA. The record is from the annotation of a GenBank genome assembly. Lineage: Eukaryota; Metazoa; Cnidaria; Anthozoa; Malacalcyonacea; Plexauridae.